GGUCACACUUGCACCCUUAUCUCACAAAUGUUGCCAAAUAUAAUCAGCUUUGUUUUGUAAACCACUCACUUUUAUAUAGUAUUUGUAAAUUCAAUUCAAUUUGGUGCGAUUAUGCUUUCAUUUACAAUUCGCGUAGAGCAGCCAGCAACAAAGCAAUGACUGUGCGGGGCAUAGAAGCUAUCAAAUUAUAUAUGCCGACGUCAAAGGCAGAUGCAAGAGCAGCCAUAAAAACAAACAUACGUGAGGAAACGGGCAGGGCCGUGAUAGAACCUACACCUGUUGACAAAGGCCAGGCCAUGACCUCUGUGGAACGCUACAGGCAGGAAUGGGCGCAAUUGCUGUCCAACUUGGACGAGGACCCCGAAUCUUUGCGUUUGGCUGCAUUCAACGGCCAGCUGAAAAUGUCAAAGUUUCGCAGCAUCCACUGGGCGCUGCUGCUGCGAGUGCUGAGCGCUGAUCAUCGCAGCUGGGUUAGCCAGCGCACACAGCAGCGAAGCAGAUACGAGAAGUUUCGCGUGGACUAUGUGCGCAAUCCUCACGAGCUGGCUGGCCCUGUAGACGAUGAUCCCUUAUCGCAGUCGACGAAAAGUGUCUGGAAUCAGUAUUUUAGCGAUCAGGAGCUAUUCGCUGUCAUACGCCAGGAUGUGGUGCGCACCUUUCCGGGCGUGGAUUUCUUUCGCAAGUCCCUAAUACAGAAUGCCAUGACGAACAUACUCUUCUACUAUGCACGGGAGCAUCCGUACAUGUGCUACAGGCAGGGCAUGCAUGAGAUAUUGGCGCCCAUUAUCUUUGUGGUCUACAGCGAUCAUCAGUCGCUGUUGCACUACAAAGAGAUAGCCAAGACGGACAUCAAUGAAGCUCUGUUAAAUGUUCUGGAUGCGGCAUAUCUGGAAGCGGAUACCUACUCUAUCUUCUCGCGCCUCAUGUCUUCUGUGGAAUCGUAUUAUCGAGUUACCAGCAUAGCCUCCUCCCCAGUUGAGUUGCAGUCGACGAGCGAGACACCCGGCGCUGACGCUGAGCCGCAAUCAGAGGUGGAGGUUAUCAGCCAGCUGAAUUUGAUACGCGAUAAAAUAUUGGCCAAGCAGGAUCAGCAUUUGCAUCACUAUCUGCUCAAAAUGGAAAUUCCAUUGCAUAUAUUUGGCAUUCGCUGGCUGCGUCUGUUGUUUGGGCGGGAAUUCAUGCUGCUGGAUUUGCUGCUGCUCUGGGAUGCCAUCUUUGCAGACAGCGAUCGCUUCGAUCUGCCCAACUACAUAUUGGUGGCCAUGCUGGUGCAUAUACGAGAUAAGCUGCUGCUGAGUGACUAUACGACAUCGAUGACUUAUCUCAUGCGCUAUCCCAGCCAUGUCGAUGUCAAUCUGGUGCUGCGACACGCCUUGCACAUGCUCAAUCCCAAGCAAUUCGACUACCCAGCGAACGCCUUCUCCUGUGUGUCAUUCACAAACAAUUCGCCCGCAUCUGAGCCGCAAGCAUCACCGCAGCGUGUGCGCACUAGCUCCGAGUCUUCAAAUGUGGGUACCCAAAUCGAUCGGCACAUCAGCUAUAUGCAGGCUCGCAAUGCUGAGAAUUCUUCUGCAUUGGCGAAGCUACAGGAUGUCAAUCGCGUCGCCAUGGAUGGCUACCUUGAAGAUAGCCCUGAGCUACUGCGUCUGGAGCUGAAGAACGCGCAGACGGUCAUCAAAAUAGCUCACAGCAAACUGCUUAGCUAUUUAACCACUGUGCGCAAACACAUGGGCAAGCAUAGCAACGAAGAUCUCAGUCGUGCUCUCGAUGGCAUGGAGGAGCUGUGCAGUUUUCUAGAUGUGAAAUUAAUAUUCCCGCUUCAUGUGCCCACAGCGCCCAUUGAUGAGGCACUGGAGGCCAACGAGCGCAAGCAAUUGAAUAGCAAACGAAACAACGCCGCUGCGAUCACGCCUCCAAUUGCUCGUAUUCCGCAGGUGCCCGUCGCUAGCAGUAGCUAUGAAAUGCCCGAGAAUGCCUUCAUGCACAGUUCGACGCGCCGGUUGCUGGGCGAUCGACGGGAGAUCGAGCUGUCGACCAUCACCAGCGACGAGAGACCCGAACAAAUGGUGCUGCAAAAUGGUUUGCCCGCGGCCGAGCCGCAACAGCCGCAACGGCCGCAAUGAAACAAUGUUUCAGCCAUCGACUGAAUAUUAUUUUACAAAUUAAGCUAACGAAUUGUGAAUCCUCGAUAAAAACCUUAUUAUUCAUUUUUUAUUUGUAUAAACUGCAUCGGAAUAAUACGAAAUAAAUGGAUGCAAUGUGCUGAAAACCUUA
Messenger RNA from Drosophila arizonae, 2274 nucleotides. It is a transcript of the gene TBC1D5, whose product is annotated as TBC1 domain family member 5. NCBI's taxonomy places the organism in Eukaryota, Metazoa, Arthropoda, Insecta, Diptera, Drosophilidae. Gene Ontology annotation, molecular function: GTPase activator activity. The record is from RefSeq and is a predicted model, not a curated record. Gene Ontology annotation, biological process: activation of GTPase activity.